Molecule: messenger RNA, 8138 nt
Organism: Anolis sagrei ordinatus
Lineage: Eukaryota; Metazoa; Chordata; Lepidosauria; Squamata; Anolidae
Gene: FREM1
Product: FRAS1 related extracellular matrix 1
Biological process (GO): anatomical structure morphogenesis; cell communication
Cellular component (GO): membrane
Source: RefSeq, a predicted model, not a curated record
CUCAGUGUAAACACUUGAAGGCAUCUUUAGAAUGUCCUUAUCUGCGAGAGCACUGAAGCUUUUGUAUUCUGGAAGUUUUCAAACCAGCAGCUGUCUAGGAGCCAGGAUGGCAGGGACUUUUUAAUGUGGGUGUUUAGUACAAAGAAAAAUACAAGCCAGCUGACCAGAAAGACUGGAAUUUCAGCUCCCCACAGCCCACCUCCUUGGAUUUCUUCCACUCCUGCUCUCCCUCCUUCUCCUCUCAUUUUGCAAGUCCUUCAAACCAGAGAUUAUUGGGUCAGCAACUUUCAUUAUCCUUCCCAAGCUCCAGUCUUCAUUUGUCAGAGCUACCGAAGGAAUGCCAGGACUAGACAUAUACUUAAUUAAACACACAGGAUACCAUUGCAUGAUGCCCUUGAAUGGAUGGUAAAGCUUCCCUUGAAAGAACGAAGAAGCCACCUCUUUUCCAGAGAGGUUUUCUCCUCUAAGAUGACAAAGAACAGCUGGCUCCUUUUGCUCUUUGCACUUCAUUUGAGAAGCAUCUGCUCCUCUUUCGUCAGUGUCAACCGUGGGAUGAAAGUGAUGAAAGGUCAGUCUGUUUUCCUGUCGCAAGAGGACCUGCAGUUUUCCAUCCCCAAAGAGAAGGAUGCCUGCAAAGUAGAAGUCGUGAUGAAUGAGCCAAUCACGCAACGAGUUGGGAAGCUGACGCCACAGGUAUUUGACUGCCAUUUUCUCCCCAAUGAAGUCAAGUACACUCACAAUGGAUGUCCAAUUCUUGAUGAAGACUUAGUCUUGCUAAGGUUAUACAGAUUUACUGAAACUGAAACAUACACAGAAAUAUUUACGCUUCAUGUAAAGUUGCUUGAGCCAGAUUGUAAUAUUAUCAAGAUGAGCUCUAUUGCUCUGGAGGUUCCUGAGUUUCAUGGCCUGUCUAAUGUAAUUAACAAGAAUGUGAUUACCCUGGAUUAUAACAAGAAUAUGAACUUGGAGUGUACUAUAAGCCUGAACUCUGUAGAAACCUUCUUACCAUCCAGUGGUCAGCUUGUGAUUGGAGAAGCCAAGGAAGAAGAACCUCGUGGAGAUCACCCUCAGAGUUUUUCUCCCACAACUGGCCUGAAGACGAUUCAAAACAUUAAGGUGAGCUGCCAGGAUUUUCUCCUGAUGGGACUUAGAUAUCAGCAUUUGGAUCCUCCCUCACCCAACAUUGAUUACAUUCCUAUCAGACUGGAUCUAACUGAUCGCAGAAGCAAGACUCUGUACAAGUCUGAGCAUGUUUGGAUUCCUGUUCAGAUCAGAGGAGCAAUUUCUAACCAGGCCCCACAAGCAGCUUUCAUGGCUAUGUUCAUUCUGGAAGCAGACCAGUUUAUUUUGAGUCCAUUGUCAACAGUGAUACUGGAUGCUGAAGAUGGUGAAACACCCAAAUCUCUUCUUGUGUUUAACAUUACCAAGCCACCUGAAGAAGGCUACAUCACUCACCUACAAGAUCACACAAAGCCUGUCUCGUCCUUCACAUGGAAUAGUCUCAAUGAUAUGCUUAUAGCAUAUCAGCCGCCAAACAGGAGCCAUUCCGAGAGGAGAAAUUAUGAGGUAGAAUUUCAAGUUCAUGAUUUGUACUUUGAGAAGAGUUCACCAAUCACUCUCCAUAUAUCUGUCAGAACAUCAGAAACAAAUGCUCCUCGAGUUUCAUGGAAUACAGGUCUUGACCUCUUGGAAGGACAAUCACGCCCUAUAACAUGGGAGCAGUUUCAGAUUGUAGACAACGAUGAUAUUAGUGGUGUUCGCUUAGUUAUUGUUGAUGGUUUGCAACAUGGACAGCUCACUGUAAGAGGAGAAAAGGGAUUCCUGUUCACAGUCGCAGACCUUAAGGCUGGCGUUGUCCAUUACCAUCAUGAUGACAGUGAUUCCACAAAGGACUAUAUUGUCUUCAGGAUCUUUGAUAACCGCCACAGUAGCCGCCACAGGUUUCCUAUCAACAUCCUGCCUAAAGAUGACAGUCCUCCAUUCCUGAUUAAUAAUGUUGAGAUAGAGGUUCAUGAAGGACAAAUCAUUCUGAUCCAAGGCUCAAUGCUCCAAGCCUCUGACAUGGACUCUAGUGAUGACUACAUACUCUUUAAUGUCACCAAGUUGCCACUGGCAGGAGAAAUCAUGAAGAAACCAGGACCAGAUCUAAUUGGUUAUCCAGUCACUAAAUUCCUUCAGAAAGAUCUAUUUAAUGGAAUAAUUUACUACCAUCACUUGGGAAGAGAAAUAUUUGAAGAUUCAAUUGAGAUGGUUCUUUGUGACAGUCAUGAGCCUCCCAAUCUUUCCGAAACUCAGGUAGUAAGAGUGCACAUAAUUCCUGUGGAUGAUCAGCUUCCCAAAGAAACUCCAGGUGUAAACCGUCAUCUAACUGUCAAAGAGACAGAGAUUGCCUAUCUGACAAAGAAACAGCUCAGUUUUAUAGACACAGAAGCACAGGAUAGAGAGCUCAUCUAUACUGUCACUUCUCCUCCAUUCUUCUCUUCUUUGCAUCACUACACAGAUGCUGGGAAAUUGUUUAUGGUGGACAGCAUUCCCAAACUGAUCAAGGAUCCUGCUACUCCCUCAUUGAGAUCGUUUACUCAGCAUGCCAUAAACCACAUGAAAGUGGCAUACAUGCCACCGUUGCAAGAUAUUGGUCCUGAGCCUCAGUACAUCCAGUUCAGAUUCUCAGUCAGCAACCAGCAUGGAGGAACUUUGCAUGGCAUCUGUUUUAACAUUACCAUUCUUCCUGUGGACAACCAGGCUCCAGAGGUUUUUACGAGCAACUUGAAGGUACAAGAAGGAGGGCUGGCCAGUAUUACAGAGAAGAACGUUUUGAUUUCAGAUGUGGACACAAAGCUGGAAAACAUUCGUGUCCAACUCCUAAGGCCACCUUCCCACGGAAGUGUUGAAUUGGGAGGAAUUCCCAUAGAUGAAGGAGACCAACUGACUUGUGAUGACUUACACAAGUCCAAAGUCAGGUAUCACCACAAAGGGUCAGAGGUUCCUCAGGAUCAUAUCCUCCUUGCUGCUACAGAUGGUGUCAAUUCCUUUGAGUUCAUCCUAUACAUUAAGGUGAUUCCUGUAAAUGAUGAGCCUCCAGUCAUGCACACUGGCCUCAUUCCCAUCAUGCAGUGUCCAGAGGGUCAGGCAGUGCCCAUUACUUCAGAGCACCUUUAUGCUACGGAUGCAGACAGUGAGGACAUGCAGCUGACAUUCACUCUUGCUCGACAUCCUAAAUAUGGGGUUGUGAAGAACAAUGGAGUUGUGGUUGAUGGUUUCUCCCAAGCAGCUAUUGUUUCUGGAACAGUAGCAUAUGAACAUACGAGUGGAGAGAUUGGUUUGGAGCCAUUAUUUGAUAUCCUUACCUUUGUUGUCUCGGAUAAUGAAAUGGACCCAGAUGUAAAUGCCUGUUGUUAUGACGGAUCUCCCCUUUCUACUGAAUCUCUUCAUAAAUCUUUUCCGGUGUAUGAUAUCAAUAUUACAGUAUUUCCAGUGGACAACCAACCUCCAUCUAUAAUUACUGGCACCAUGUUUGUUGUGGAUGAGGGCUCUACAGCUGCCAUUACAACUAGCCACUUGUGGGGCACUGAUCCUGAUACCGAAGUAGACGACUUGCAGUUUGUUUUAGCAUCUCCUCCUCAGUUUGGAUAUAUUGAAAACAUACUGCCUUCCCCUGGCUUUGAGAAAAGCAAUAUGGGAAUAAGUAUAACCUCAUUCCAGUUGAAAAAUCUGAAGGCCAAGCAUAUCAACUAUGUUCAGAGCAGGCACAGGAGGGUCGAACCAACUACAGACCAGUUCAUGCUUUAUGUCACUGAUGGGAAACAUCGUUCAAUGACAACACCAUUUUAUGUCUUAAUCAACCCAACCAAUGAUGAAGCCCCAGAAUUCAUGGCAAGGAAUAUCACAGUGAAGGAAGGUCAAAUGAAAGAGCUGGACCCAUCAGUAAUCAAUGCUGUUGAUCUGGAUGUUCCUCAAGAUACCCUGAUGUUUACUGUCCUUCAACCACCGCAACAUGGCCUCCUCAUCAACGGGAUGUACGGCAACAAUAUUGUACAUUACAGACAGGCAAUUCAUAGCCACCAGCAUCAUGAACUUCCCAUGCAGGGAUUUUCUAUGGAGCUUUUAAAAAAUGGAAUGCAGUUGCUGUAUAUGCAUGAUGAUUCUGACAGCUUCGCCGAUGGUUUUUCUAUCCAGUUAUCAGAUGGGAAACAUAAAGUGUCAAAAACCAUUUCAGUAGAGGUCAUUCCAGUUAAUGAUGAGAAACCAGUGCUGAACAAGAAGGGUAAGAUAGAGGUGAACAUGGGGGAAGCCCAAAUUAUUUCUGGUGCUGUUCUGUCAGCAGAAGAUAAAGACACCCCCAGGGAACAAAUUUAUUAUUUAUUUGAAAGAGUCCCAGAAAAUGGACAUCUUCAGCUCAAGGUAGGUCGUGACUGGGUGACCCUUGAGAAUGGGAUGAAUUGCACCCAGGAAAACAUAGAUAUGAACAUUGUGAGAUACAUACACACUGGCACAAUUGGCUCAAAGGAACAAGACAGUUUCGUGUUUUGUCUCUGGGAUGGAAACAACCGGUCCCCUGAGAUCGUUUUUCCAAUUAUAAUUAAAGAUGUUGGAAAAGGAAACAUUGCAGUUUUCAUGAGGCCCCUCACUGUAUUGAAGGGUGACAGAGGCCUCUUGAUGACUGACGUCCUCCUUGCGGUUGAUGGCACUGAGAAGCCAGAAGAGCUCCUCUAUGUGAUCACCGCCCCUCCUCAGUAUGGACAGAUUGAAUAUGUCAGCUAUCCUGGAGUUGCCAUUACAAGUUUCAGCCAGAUGGAUGUAGCAGGCCAGGCAGUGUGCUAUGUCCACAAAAGCAAGGAAGCUUCUUCCAAAGAUAUGUUCAGAUUCAUCAUCAGCAAUGGGUUAAGAACUAAACAGGGAGAGUUUGAGAUCAUCCUGGAGACAGUGGACCAAGCCUUACCCACCGUGACCAAGAACAAGGGGUUGAGAUUAUUGGAAGGUGGCAUGGCAUUCCUUUCUCCAGAUGUCCUACAGAUUUCGGAUCCAGACACAGCUCCACAAAACCUUUCCUUUCUCCUAGCUGAGCUCCCACAAUAUGGUCAGCUCUACAACAGGGAUUAUGAACUCUGGCAGCAAAGCUUUAGCCAGCAAGAUGUGGACACCCUGAAUGUUGCUUAUAGACAUGGAGGUGGUGAUUCUCGGAUUGACAGAUUCACGUUUGUGGCGACAGAUGGAGUGAAUCAAGGCUUCAUCGUAAAUAGCAAGGUUCAAUUUGAGCCUCUGAUGUUCAUCAUUCAGGUGGAUAGCCCAGCAAAACCAGCGCCAAAAAUUGUUCAUCUUCAUUGUGCUUCAGAUGUGGAACUUCUGAAAAAUGGCAUCUAUGGUAUUUACAUUACUGUCCGUUCACUGAAAGCCAUAGAUUGUGAUACAGAUGAUGGACAAAUCAUUUUUAAGAUUUUGAGAAGGCCUCUGUAUGGCUACCUGCAAAAUAUAACAACAGGUGGGUUUAUUCAAGAACAGUUCAGCCAAAAGGAUUUAAAUAGCAGAACCAUAUUGUAUGUCAUUGAUCCUUAUGAGGAGAGCAAUUCAGAUAACCUGGAGAUUCAAGUUACUGAUCCUGAAGGAAAUUCUGCUGAACCUCAGAGGCUGGAACUGAAAUGGUCCAAGAUUGAAAUCCAGCAAGAUGUUUAUGAAGUCUGUGAAAAUGUGGGGAUAUUGCCUUUGAAAAUCAGCCGAUCAGGGUACAACGGCGAUUCAGCAUUUGUGGCAAUGAAGAUCAAUGAAAUGACUGCUUUGUCAGGAAAGGAUUUCACUCUGCCUCCUUCCCAUCUUAUUCAGUUUGAUCCAGGAAUGUCAACCAAGAUGUGGAAUAUAGCAAUUACCUAUGACGGAUUAGAGGAGGAUGAGGAGGUCUUUGAAGUGGCUCUGAUCUCCCCUGUGAAUGCUGUUCUUGGCACCAGGACAAAAGCUGUCGUGAAAAUUUUGGACUCAAAAGGAGGUCAGUGCAGUUCAUUCCAUUCCUUCAGCCAAAACAGUCACAACUUAUGGAUGAAAGGAACAUCGCUUCCAGGCUCCUCUUCAUCUUCCAGGUCUGGCGCUGCUCUCUUGGAAGGCAUCCCACGGCCCCCAUCAACAGAGGGAGUGGUGCAGAGAAGGGAUGAGACACCACCAUUCAACUCUGCAAGGAGUAGGCUCAGGACUAUUGGAAAUGGCAAAAGAGUCCGUCCUUCUUCCAUUGUUAGAAAUGGCAAUGAUACAUUUCUUACAUACCAUGGGAUGGCUAUUUUAAGAGUGGAGGAGGACAACCCUUUGCGGAACAAGAACGAGAUGGCCACACUAUCAGGAAUUAGUCAAAAGGAAGUGAAGAAAAAUGGGGUUUCUCUCAAGAAAAUGGAAGUUCCACAAGCAGAUUCCAGCAUUCCGGUCCAGAGGCUUUCCUUUCCAAAUAUAUGCACACCAGAUUUGAAAGGUCUCUUGCAUUUUGAAGAAAACACCCAGAAGAUGUAUCAAUGUGAUGGUAGUUCUUGGGCCUUAUGGAAUUAUGCAAACAAGGGUUCUACCAUAAAAACCUGUCUUCCUGGAUGGAGUCACCAUGAUGGCAAUUGCUAUGUUCUGAUCACCGAUCCAAAAGCCAUAUGGACAGCAGCCGCCCGGAGCUGCAGGAGACAGUACCAUGGCAAUUUAGUCAGCGUGACUUCCACAACACAGAUGCAAUGGCUGUGGGACUUCAGUGGAAGGAAGUCUUUUUGGAUAGGCUUGAGUGAUCACAGAAAUCCAGGUCAAUUGGAAUGGAAUGAUGGAGAACAGGUUGUUUACACAAACUGGAAAAAAGGCCCACCUCGUCUCUCAAAGAAAGGGAAGAACUGUUUUUUAGUACAACAGCGAGGAAAAUGGCAAAGAAAAGACUGCAGGAAGGGCAAAGGAUACAGCUACAUAUGCUCUAGGAAACUGUAAAGAAAGAUGCACGUCUGGCUUCACUUGUGUACAAUAAAGCAUAUUUAUUUGCAGCUGGAAGGACUGGAAAGAUUCAAAAUUGGAUAAGAGUGUGUCUUUAGAGAGAGAGAGGUCUAAUGUGGUAGAGGAAACCUUUACACUGGCUGUUCAUCAUUCUUUUACUCUCCCCCCUCCAGUGUUUAUGAUAUGCUGGGUAUGAGUAAAGAAUGAACAGUUGUUUGCUUCUAAGUUCCUCUCUUUCAGGCUUAAGAGGUCCAAAUAGCUGGAGAGAUAACUGGAGAAGAACUCUAUGGUGGGUACAGACAAUGUGUCACAUAUUCAAUCUACUCCAUCAUCCUUGGAUAGAAUCUUCUGCUCCUCCAUUUUCUUGGCCAGAUAUGUAAUAUUUGCCUAAGGCCACCCAAUUAGUGUUUCCAUGGCAAGCAGUCUUCAGAGUCCUAGUCCAGCACCCAAACCACUACACUAUUCUCACUCUCACAACAUAAUUAGAACUACAGCAAACACCAUUGCUUUAUGGAAGAUUGCCAAAAUGGAUCAAAAACUCACACUCUGUCCAAGUUGGAGGAUACAUCCAUAGAGGUAGAAUUUUUUAACAUACAUCAAGUACCAAUCUGAUGUAGAAGGAAUGAAGGAAUGAAGUUAUCACUUUGGAUACAGUAUGAAAGCCUGAUGACUUAUUGAAAGAGGGAAAGAAGCCAUUGUUUUAUUUUAAAAAAGAAAUAUCUGAUAACACCACACCUCUUCACAUCUCAUUAAGACCUAGAAUAGAUAAUGUGGUGCCCAUUAACUAAAAUUCUCAUUAGCCCCAGCUAGCAUGGUGAACAUUCUCUGGUUAUUAUGGGAGUUAAGAGUCUGACGCAUGUGGGGGGAAUCAGAUGUUUUUGUAAGUCUCAAAGAACGGUAAUGUGAUUUCUCAGAACUCCCCUUUUAACACUGUAAUAGUUUAAUAUGUAGUUAAGAGUUUGAUAAAUAUUUAUCAAUUAUAUACACAAUUCCUUGUCCUCUUAAAAAGUAUUUUAAAUGAGAGAUUUGUUGUAAACUUUGAAUAUUAUUUUCUAAAAUGUACUGAAAAUUAUGUUUCCACCAAUGCUGUGGCAUGUUUCCCUUUAAAUUUAAGUGCUGUUGAUCUAUUUUUGUACCUUAAAUAUCAUAUGUGCUGUUAUACCUAAAGCAGUUUAAUAAAGAUAGUAUUACAAAUGAUAAAA